AUGGCCCGCGACUUGCUAAGUUUCGAUUCGUCCGACGGUGAAGAUGGAGGCGGAGAUGGCGGACCUAGUAGCGAGCUCAAAGUCAACGAGGCAUAUGCCCGCCGCUUCGAACAUAAUAAGAAACGAGAGGAAUUACAGAGAUUAGAGGAAAAGCUCGGCAAAUCCUCCACUUCUCGCAAACGUAAACGCGGCGAAAACGAAUCUCUCAGCGAUGACGACGACGGACCUCACUCGGACGAUGACUCGACGAGCGAAUCUGAAGAUGAAGGAGAAUUGGUCACCGAAGCUCUUGACUCGGAGAUCAUGGCUACCCUCAAUGCCAUUCGUUCGAAAGACCCCCGUGUUUACGACCAGUCUGCCACAUUCUAUACCAAUGACGAUGACGCAGGAGAGCCAGCGACGAAGACAAAGAAGGAGAAGCCGAUGCACUUGCGAGACUACCACCGGCAGAAUUUGCUAAAUGGUAACGCUGAAGCGGAAGGGGAAGAUACCGUGCCCCUGACAUACAACCAAGAGCAAGAGCAGUUGAAGAAAUCCAUCAUCGGAGAGAUCAACGCAGCCGCAGCGGACGAGGACGAGGACGAGGACGAUGGUGAUGGUAAAUUUCUCAUUGCAAAGACCGGGGAAAUGAAAUUCAAGCCAGACGUUGUGUUGGACGUUGAGAACGCUGACAAAGAUCCUGAAACUUUCUUGUCAAAUUUCAUGUCCUCACGGGCCUGGGCAGCCCCGGACCCUUCCAAUCUGCACCCUUUCGAGUCGGAUGACGACGAAGAAGACAGAAGAGCGGAAGAGUUUGAAGAGGCUUACAAUCUUCGAUUCGAAGAUCCGGAAAAAUCAAACGAGACACUGCGUUCUCAUGCGAGAGACUUGGCUGCCAAAUAUUCUGUCCGGAGACAAGAGGCGAACCCCCGACAAAAGAAGCGAGAAGCCGAGAAGGCAAAGAAAGAAGCUGAAAAGCAGCAGCGAAAAGAAGAGAAAGCCCGUCUCCGCAAAUUGAAGAUCGAGGAGCUUGAAGAGAAGGUGCGCAGAAUUACGCGCGCCGCUGGUAUCAGAACCCAGGAUAUGCGACCCGAGGAUUGGUCUCACCUGGUCGAUGACGAUUGGGACGACGCCAAAUGGGAGGAGGAAAUGCACAAGCGUUUCGGUGAUGAAUACUACGCUGAGCAAGAGGUCCAGAGCGAGGAUGAGACAGGCGCAACGAAGCGGAAACCUCGUAAACCUAAAUUUGAUGACGACAUCGACAUCAAAGAUAUAGUGCCAGAUUUUGACGAAGGGGAUAAGGCGGACUUCAGUCUCACUGAUGAAGAAGCUCCCACAAAGAAAAAGAAAGCCAAAAAAUCUGUCGAAGAAAGCAAGCGGGACGCCAAAAAAGAACGGCGGAUCAUUGAACAAUUGGUGGCCGACCAACUACAAUUGGAGUUGAACUCAUCUCUACCCAACAAGAAAACGGGUGGCUUCGCUUACCGGGAGACGUCUCCCAAAAGUUUUGGCCUGACUGCAAGAGACAUCCUUUUAGCUGACGACAAGCAACUGAAUGAAUUUGUCGGGCUGAAGAAACUGGCAUCAUUCCGCGAUCCGGAGAAGAAACGCAAGGACAUGAAGAACCUGGGAAAGAAGGCGCGGUUAAGGAAGUGGCGAUUGGAGACCUUUGGCGAUGAGGAAGGACUGCAGGCCAGCAACCUGAUUCCUGCACAACCUGAGGUCGGGAAUGACAGAGCCGAAGGGGAUGAAGCUGGGGUAGAUGUUAGAACAGAGGCAAAGAAGAAAAGGAAGAGAAGAAGGGGCAAGACACCAAAGACAGAGGUUGAUGGUGUUGCUUGA
Molecule: messenger RNA, 1821 nt
Organism: Cladophialophora bantiana CBS 173.52
Lineage: Eukaryota; Fungi; Ascomycota; Eurotiomycetes; Chaetothyriales; Herpotrichiellaceae
Exons: 2
Coding region: 1-1821 (606 amino acids)
Biological process (GO): endonucleolytic cleavage in ITS1 to separate SSU-rRNA from 5.8S rRNA and LSU-rRNA from tricistronic rRNA transcript (SSU-rRNA, 5.8S rRNA, LSU-rRNA)
Cellular component (GO): 90S preribosome; nucleolus
Source: RefSeq, a predicted model, not a curated record